Molecule: messenger RNA, 3462 nt
Organism: Linum trigynum
Lineage: Eukaryota; Viridiplantae; Streptophyta; Magnoliopsida; Malpighiales; Linaceae
Source: the annotation of a GenBank genome assembly
CUGGAGGCUAAAUUUUUGGACUUGGAGCCAAAAUUUAGGAGGGAAGUUUUAGCAUUUGCCGGCGGGAAAGAAAUUGCGGGAGUUAUGGGACUUUUGGACAAAUCAAUUUUCAAGUACUAGUGUUAUUAGGUUAUUAAUUAGGCAGCAAAUUUUGUCCACGUCUUUUCAUUCAACCAUAAAUAUUUUAAUUAAUUUUAGUUGUUAGUUGGUUCACAACAAAAUUUUCACUCACGUUUCUUUUUUAAUUCAUUUUAAAUUCCCUUAAUUUUAAUUUUUAAUUUGGAAAGACAAAUUGUCACAUUGUUCAUGGUGAUUAACCGUGAGUAAUAAUUUCUCACAUUGUUCACGGUAAUUAACCGUGACUAACUAUUAAUCACGGUAAACAAAGACUAAAAAUUUGUUAAACUAAUUACCGUGACUGGAACUAUACAAUCAAUUACAGGAAUUUUACCCGUGAUCAUUAAUACACUUCUUAGUACGGUAAAAUUUCCCGUGAAAUAGAUCCCGUGACUAGAAAUCUGUUUUCCUGUAGUGUAUAUACCAUAUGGUAAUGUGUAUAUACCACACUAUACCAUAUGGUAAUGUGUAUAUACCAUAUGAUAAAGUGUCUAUACCAUAUGGUAAAGUGUGGUAACGAAAUGUAUUUUUAUGGAUAUCGUGUUUUACUAUGAUUGUAAAGGGUUGUAAUUAGAUUUAUAUUAUUUUUGUAUGGUUUUACCUUCUCAUACCAUGUGGUAUUGUAUGGUAAUUAUAAUUAAUUUGUGUUCAUUCGAUUAACCAUGUUCUACUAUGGUGGUAUUGUAUGGUAGUCAGAUUUAUAAUUUUCCAUAACAUGUUUUACCAUGUGGUGUUAGUUGGAUUUGUAAUUUUAUUUUAGCAUGUUAUACCAAAUGGUAUGAUAUGGUAAAUAGAUUUGUAAAUUUCUGUAGCAUGUUUUACGACGUUAUACCAUGUGGUAUACUGGUAUUGUAUGGUAGUUAGAUUUGUAAAAAAAAUUUCAACGUAUUUUACCAUGUUUUACCAUGAUAGUAGACAGUGAUAAUAAAUUUCAUAUUUGUAAUUAAUGUCUUUCGCACUAAAUUAUUUAACGAAAAAAUAACCAUUUAAUUUGAGUUGAAAUUUGAACAAAGAUAGCUAAGAUGAUUAGAUUCAUUUUUGUUGUGGAUGAGAGAGAGAAAAUAAUGUACUUUUUCUAAUAAUAAAACAAAGAGUAAAAGAGAGGAGAACUAGGUGGGGUGGGAGAGUGGGAUCCGCGUCAGCGUCAGCGUCAGAAUUAAAUAGGGGGUACAAUUUACCCUAUUACCCCUCUGUGUUGAAUUUUAAUAAAAGAAAAAGGCUGACACGUGGGGGCCAGGGGAAGGGGUUACUGAUGGUUACUGAUGUAUUGGUUACCGAGGGGAUCCGGACCCCUUCAAUCAUAUGAACCUCCAUCUUCUGCUUUCCUUUACUGAUCUGAGCAGCCUCUUCUUCUGAAUUGAGAUCAAUCAAUCCCUUGAAUCUUGUCAGUGGGUUCAGAGAAGCCUUGUAUUUAAUUUUAUGAGCUUCAGGAAGCCUCACAAGGAAGAAUUUGCGCCGAAAUCCAAUGCCCAGAACGAACCAUGUUCUGCCCAGGGAAAACUCUGUUUUGCGAUGGCAAAACAGGACAUUGAGAAGCUGGCCGAAUUAGAGGAGGUCAAGGAAGAAUCGAGCAAUCCAGCAGGUGUGGAGUUCUUCCUCGACGGUGAAGUAAAGAAGAACAGUGAAGCUGAAGAUUCAGAAAUCCUUGAAGAUGCUCGAGUCGAGCCAUUGGCGAGGACUGCGCCAGUCUGUCCAGCGUUGACGAAACAGAGCGCAAACAGGGCUCUCAUGGGCAGGCCAACUAGGGAAGAGUCGACUUAUGGAGAUGACGCAGACUCAUUCAUUCAGACCCCAGAAUUGUUAAAAUUACACCCCAUCGAGCUGAACGAACCUCCAUUUGAGGAUUAUGACUCUGAUAUUUCACCUCUGUGUAUGACAAACGGAGUCAGAGGAGGGUGCUUAACGAGCAGCAACAUUGUGCCAGAAUCGAACUCAGAAAACACCGUAGAAACCUUUCAAAAGACCCCAGGAAGCUGCUCCGAAGGAUGGAUCGCCUUGAAUACGCUUAAUUUUCAAGAUCAAAAUGGGGCUCGUAUGCCUCUGAAAAUGCAGAAACAAGAAGCUCAUUUUUGCGAAUUGGUUGGCGCAGUGGAGAAGGAUUCGAGCAAAACUGGGAACGUGGUGAAGUUCGUGAAGUCACUAGGAUUCUUUAGAGCCAAGAAAUUGGGAAUGAAGGAGUCAGAAUUGAAUUUCCCCAAUUUUGCAAGUGGCUCGCCGGCAUUUGGGUUUUGCUCGCCGGAUUCUGGGAAAUUCAAAUUCCCCGGGGGAGGGAAAUUCGUUUAUUCUAAUUGGCGACGCGUUUGGAAGAAUCGAAGGCUAGGAACGGAUGGAAUCGCCUCCUGGGACCCAGGCAAGUCGAUCUCGAGCGGUGAAUUGGCUCGAAGUGGCCUAGAAGCGAAACGCCCAAUUUUGGAGGUCUCACCGGAAAGUAUCAACUCGCCGGAAACUGGGAAAAUUUGGUCGGCGUUCUUAAAUGUACAGAAUCCGAUUGUGUGUCCAGAUUUUGCUUAUUUUUGUGUGGAAGGCGAGUCCUGGAGUACUACGAAGGAGUUGGAACAAAUUGGAGACGAUUCUGAAGGUGCAAAUUUUUUAUGACGAAAAUGGUGUUUAUGCAGCCCACUUUCGAUCCAAUUUGGGAUCACUUCUGUGUACGAUUUGAGCAAAGAAAGACUAAAGUGUUGAGGGCAACACUUUUUCAAGAGGGAGGGCCUGAUAUGAUCUCAAAUUGCCAACCAUUCACGUCACAAUUACUUGACAAAGAAGCUAUCGAAGUUGGGAAGAAGAAAGGCAGAAUUUGGCCAAGUGUUGGGACAGUUUCGGGAUGCCUAUUUUGGAGGCAUGGUUCUCACAAUUGACUCGGUUAAAAUUGGAUUUCAAGGGCUUGUUUUACAUAAAAAUUUGCCAUGUUUCCAGUGGUAUGCUUUGUGGAUCAGGAAGAUGUCAUUAAUGUUGUUUUCCAAGGCCUCAAAGUUGCUACCUCAAAUCUGGAAAACUGCCAGAAAAUGACUAAGGCAGAAAACUAUUUUGUGAAGCCUACUUUCGAGUUUAAUUCGAGGAGUAUGGAUCUGAUUCAACUCCAAAGGCUUCCACAACAUGAAACUGGGUAUGUUUAUGUACAAAGGGAAGGAAUUGGAUGAAGGAUUGGAGUUCGGGAAGACUUCGAACGAAUGACACGAAGUUAGUACGAAAGUUGCCUUUUUGACUGUUUGCUGGCAGCUUAAUUGUGCUUCAAGAAAGGGAGUUUAAACCCGAAUUUUGUGUCCAGUGUAGACUUUUACCUUAUUUGUUUCCUUGUUCAUCCAGAUUUGUAUUAGGUUUAAUUGGCUAUAAAUAGCCCUCCAUUUA